UGAAGUUUCAAACAGUGUUUUUUCAAUUAUGGAUAAAACAAACCAAACCGAAGAUCACAAAAUAUUUUUAAGAAAACUCAGACAAAAAGGCAAAGCACUGACUGAUUUUCGUGUGUCUGUUAAUAAGUUACAAGAUGUGGCUUCUUCAAAAGGAUUGGAUGAAGAUACUCUCAAAUUGCUGUUGGAUGUGUUGAAACGUGCAGACUUGAGCGUACAAAAUUGUGUCAUUUUGAUUAAGUGUAUGAUACCAAGAGAAAAAUUGAGUGAUAUUUUAGCCAGACAAAUCAUAACAUGGUUCUUAACGCUUUCUGUCUCCGUGACAGCUCUAAAUACAUUACUGCAAUGGUUCAUUGGUUGUUUGGAAUACCAGUUGAUCAACAAAAAUUCCUUGUAUAUAUUUUAUGAUCCAUUCUUUUUCAUCAUGAUUAAAGAAGUAAAAUUACAGUCUCGGUUAGCUCAAUUAAUUUAUUUAUUAACAAAACCAGAAGAUGUUACUAGAAGACAAGUAUCUAGAUUGUUAAAGAUUAAGGAAAUUAAUGGAAGGCCGCAAAAGCAUUUAAUAGCAUUGUUACUCUUAUUUAAAUCAUACAAACCAGAGUUUGUACCAGAAGAAGUCCCAGCUAUCAAUGUACAAAGUAUAUGGGCAGCAAUACCGGAAAUUUUAAGACUUGGCUUUGAAGAUGCAAGGGACCGUACAACUUUGCAGCAAAGUCAUACAACGGAUGAAUUCAAUUGUAAGUGGACGAUAUUUCCUAUUGGCCGGACAAAGAAAAAUCAGGAGCCUCUUAUUCCAUCCAUUGGAUAUUUCAAUAUUGGCUCUAGCAUAUUCAAUGAAAAAACAGAAAGGUCAAUUUUUGAUGUGUCUAGUUACAUCCAACUCGGGCAGUAUCAUUUUGACAUAAAAUUGCCAUCCAAAGCAACAUCAUUGUUGUCAAACUCGAUUGGCUAUCACCUUUUAACCUACGCAGAUGUUGGAUAUCAACAAAGGUUUAUGUAUAAUUUGUACUACACAUUGUGGAAAUCAUUUAUAUAUGAAAAUGGUGGUCACUCUAAUGAAGAAAUGAAUAAAAUCUUAGACAUGACCAUAGAGUUUUCAAAAUAUAUGCAACACGGUAUUUCAAUAGUCAAUUAUUUUAUAAAUGAAUAUUUAUCCUGUUACAUGGAUGAACAUCACGUCAAGUUGUUGCCCUUAAUGCAGUGGAGUACAGUUUUAACAACAGAAUUACAAGAUUAUGUGUUAAAGCAUAUGAAAUUGAUGUUCCACUCUUCAUCCUUGAGCGACAAAAUUAAAAUAAUGAAGACAGUUAAACUACUAUUGGUGAAUUUGUUUGUUGCAAAUAACGAUCUUUUCAAAGAUAAAUAUUUUCCUUUUUUAGGACAAAGUUUUGAUGGUAAGCUGAUAGAAAAUAUGCAAAUCAUUUGUAAAUUUUCCAAAGAAUUAAUCAUGUCUGCUAUCAAUAUUCACCAUUACGAUUUGAGUUUGCUUUCCGAAGCACUAUCCUUUUAUGAACAAGUUCACUUACUAGAAGUUUAUAAUGGUAUGAAUAUUACUUUGGCCCCCUCAGCUGUCAUAUAUGGCUGUUUUGUAACUAAAAGCUGUGCCUUAUUAUCAAGAGUAUGCUCUCUGCUACUGCAAUAUAGAAAAUGUUUUAAAGAAAACAAAAAUCGUGCCUCUGCGAGAAAUAUUAAAUCGCUCAUUAUAUAUGCGGAAGAUCUUGUAAGUGCCUUGUGGUAUGACAAAUGUUUCAGCGACAGAUCUGCAAAUAACCGAUACUUUUUGAAACUUUUGUCCGAUGAUGCGAUAGACAGUUGUCAACUGACUGACAUCGAUAGCUUGUUAAAUAUAAAACAUCAUUAUGCUGUUCUUCCAUAUGUGUAUACAUUAAAUACCAGUGGGUUGCUCAUUAAAUCCAAAAAAGAUGCAAACAGUGUGGCAGCUCAAUAUUAUGGUCACAUAAGUCAAUUCAUAACUGCUCUUUUAGGAAACUAGAAUUAAAUGAAUGUUGUAAUAUAAAUCAGAUUUCUAUAGAAAGUGUUGCUAUGAAACUGAAUCAGAGCAUUGAUUCACGAUUUGAUUAGAAAGAACAUUAAAUUAAAUUACAUCUGUGAAAUAAA
Messenger RNA from Copidosoma floridanum, 2115 nucleotides. RefSeq names its product centromere protein I. Gene Ontology annotation, biological process: mitotic sister chromatid segregation; CENP-A containing chromatin assembly. Lineage: Eukaryota; Metazoa; Arthropoda; Insecta; Hymenoptera; Encyrtidae. The record is from RefSeq and is a predicted model, not a curated record. Gene Ontology annotation, cellular component: kinetochore; inner kinetochore.